UAUUUGCCUAGUUUACCGCGGGUUUUGAUGGAUACGUUACAAUCUCACAUGUAAAUGGCCAAUGAAAGACUUAUUAAGAACCUCGUAUUCCCUCAUAAAAGGCAAAAUUGCGCCUUCAGUUGCAAAACUUUCUCUAAGAAAUACAAUUCUCAACGUAUUUAGUAAGGCAAAGGUAGUCAAUCCUCUAGACUCGAUUCGAAACCCCCCUGCAACUACAAAAUUUGCAUUAAAAAAUGCAUAUAUACCACUUACCCGCAGGACGCUUGUUCGAGAGUUACUACAGGACAGUAGUACAGUGUUACCAUCCGAAAGAAAAAGCUUCGAAAAAAUAGCCAUUUUUCUUGACAAAAAGCUAGAGAGCCAGUUUCAGAACUUACAAAAUGAAUUUUCGAUUCUAUCACAUCCUAUUGAUGCUUUAAAUCAUUUAGAACAAAUCAAUUCAUCAUCAUCACCAUCAUCGAUUGAUACAACUAAUAAUUCCGAUGAACUUGACAAAGAAUUCUGGCUUCUUCGUCGAUUAACCGAUAUUGCUCCUAUAGCUGGUUUCAUUGAAGUACCUCAACAACAAUUACAAAAUGCAUGUCAUUCAAUCAAAUCAAAACAUCAUGGUUUAGUGGCCUAUGUUGAUCCAAACGAUUAUGAUGUAUUACGUUUUUGGAUUCGUGGAUUUCAUCCCAACUUGAAUGUUCUACCAGCUUGUUCCACUGUACUCAAUCGGAAUCAUUAUCAUGAAAGUAAACAAGGCACAAUGAAAAAAUUAUUCCUGAAGAUUUGUAAAUUAUAUAAUACAUUGGAACGAUCAAUAAAACGUAGUUAUUCACCAAAUAUACACGGUUAUGAAUCAAUGGAUUCAUUUACUAGUAAAUUUUAUUUCAAUCAAGUAUUAAUGUGUGUACGACGUAAAAAUAGUCAUAAUUUAGAUUUGAAAUUGUUUGAAAAUGUACCAGUUACUGGUAUUGUACGUAAUGCAACAUUCGCUGAUAAUUUAUUAUAUCUUUUACCGAAUUUACGUACCAUUCCAUUGAGUGAUAAUGCACGUUUAUUGAUUUUAUUAAGUACAAGUACAGCUUUAUGUUGUUUAAGUGUAAUUAGUCCGCUAGCUUGGUUAUUUGAUUCAAAUAAUUAUGAUUUAGUUUUAGCAUGGUCUAUAACUGCAACUGCUUCUGCUAUCACGACACUAUCUAUAAUAUGGGCUCGUUAUUGGCGUGCACAAACUAAUUUAGCUAAUAAUUUAAAAUAUAUGCAAUAUCUGUGUUGUCAAAGCUCUGGACUGCAAUCAAUCAAUAUUUUAUUGAAAUUAGCCCAUGAACAAGAAUUUAAAUCAGCUUUACUUACUUAUGCAUUAUUGUUAAGACCUACAGACAGUAAUACAGCUUUAACUCCUAUGCAAUUGGGUUUUCGUGCUGAAUCAUGGAUUGCUAAACGUUUGACACCUCAAUCGCAUAUAUCACUGACAUCAUCCAUCGGUGCAUUGAUCACAAAUAAUACAUCAUCAGAUUCAACACAAUUUACCGGUGGUUCAGGUCCAUUAUUCGAUUUAUCAUUUGAUGCUAACAGAUCAUUACAAAUACUGCGACGUUUAGAUCUUGUACGUGGUUCCAAAUUAUCACCUAGUGCAGUGACACCGGAUACAGCGUCAGUGGAUAUACCCAAUGAUACUGUAUCUAAUUCCAUUGGAUUAGAUCGUCUUUGGGUAAUGGAUCCAUUAAGUAAAGAAUCGGAAUUAGAUUCGGCAAAAUCUAAUUAAUGUUUUGAGUUUUAUAUUAGAGUAGUUAGUUUACUGUUGUUAUCGUUGUUGUUGUUACAGUAGCCAAUUGACUAAUUAUUAUUCUUCUUCUCUUUAUGUGAACACUUGUCUAAUGUUAUGUAAUUUUCUCUCUCGUGACAAUAAUGCCCCGAAUAGGAACAUCAUAUCAACACCAUUUAAUUUAUGGAUAGGAUACACAAAAACUGAUUACAUAUACAUAUAUAUAUGUAUGUAUUUUUAAUUAUCUAUGAUAAUUUCUUGUUUAUUUCUGAAAACUAGUUUUUUUCCCAUCUUUCUCGCUCUCUCUCUCACUCUAUCUCUUUGAUCAUUACUUCUUAUCGUUUUAUUUGAAAAUUUUAGAAAUUAUGUGUGUAUUGUAGUAUAUAAACAAACCCCCUACGAGACGAUAAUACUUUCGACUAUCCCUCUAUCUAUCUGUAUUGCACAAUUGAUUUCAAAAUGUUUUCUCAAUACUGACUUUAUCUUUUUUUGACACAUAGGUUACAAUUAUUUAAAACGUAAUAAUACAUAUAGAUCUGUUGAAAUCAAAACAUUUAUAUAAACUAGUACAUGUUCUAUUCAACAACACUAUUAUUAUACUAACUGUACAAUUUAAAUAAUAUUAAACGAGAAUACCUAAUCGGAAUAUCCGGGUGGAAAUUGUACUGAAUAAAGAAAAUGCAAAGUUAUAUCAAGAAACAUAAAACUUUUCAAUAAGAUGUCACAGAAAAACCAGUCAUAUGACAAAUUAAAAAUUUUAAACAAAAUACAACGACUUGAUUAUAGACCAC
Messenger RNA from Schistosoma turkestanicum, 2538 nucleotides. The record is from the annotation of a GenBank genome assembly. Lineage: Eukaryota; Metazoa; Platyhelminthes; Trematoda; Strigeidida; Schistosomatidae.